AUGUUGAGUUUCUUGUGUAAUGACAAGCGAAUGCCUGACCGUGCUCGAUGCUGUGCUAUCGUCACAGAGAUUGGCUUGAAAAGUAAUAAUAUAAUCUUGGACGAACAGUUCACAGCGUCCUCUCAAGAUGCCCUCGGCGAGGCUCACAAUGCAAGAGUGAACCUUACAGCCGUACCAGGCAGGAGACACGCUGCUUGGGUUCCUCAAGAGCUCGAUAACCAGCCAUGGAUUCAGAUUGACCUUAUUGCAACAACAACGGUUGUUAAAAUUACAACCCAAGGAAGAAGCGACGCUGACGAAUGGCUAAAGAAGUUCUCAGUGGCCUCCGGCUAUAAUCGAACUGCUUUGGAAUCCUAUAAAGAUGCUGGACAAGUCAAGGUAUUCUCGGCUAACAGUGACCGGAAUACGGUGGUAGAACAUGCUUUCUCUCCUGUCAUCAAUACCCGAUAUCUUCGCGUCAUACCUACCGAGUGGAAUGAACGCCCAGCUGUAAGAUUGGAAUUGUACGGAUGUUAUAACGCUUGUGGAAAGCUAACUAGACUUGGUAUGGAAAGCGGUGGUAUUCUCGACAGCCAGAUAAGUGCCAGUUCUUUUCACGGCUAUAAUUAUCCGCCCCACCAAGGAAGGCUUGGACACUCAAAAGACUGGUUGCAUUCACUGAGUGGUGAUUCCAAUCCAUGGCUGCAGGUUGAUUUCCUAACUAGAACUAUCGUCAGUGACGUAGAAACUCAAGGUUCUGCUCGAAGAAAUGAGUGGAUGAAAGAUUAUACUCUAUCUUACUCAAAUGAUGGUGUUACAUUUAACACUUAUCGAGAAGGUGAAACGGACAAGGUUUUUCCUGCCAACACAAACGCAGGCACAGUGGUGAAAAAUGAGCUGCUUUAUCACAUUUUUGUGCGCUACGUUCGUAUUCACCCUGGAAAUUUCUACCAAUACCCCAGGAUAAGAGUUGAAUUCAAAGGAUGCUAUGUAAAUGUAACGGAUUCGUUCAAUCACGUUCCCUUGGGAAUGCAAAGUAGAAUGAUCGUUGACUCACAAAUCACAGCGUCUUCAUCAAAAUUUUUCCAAUCCGGAGCAUGGAAUGGCCGACUGAAUUUGACUACGAUAGACAACGUAAGAUAUGGAGGAUGGAUUGCGGCGGACUAUGACAGUGACCCUUGGCUUGAAGUUGACUUCAUCGCAAACAUCACUCUCACGUCAAUCUCAACCCAGGGUCUGGACGGUGCACAAUCGUGGGUUCGGAGUUACACAGUCGCUUCUGGAUUAAAUCGAGAAUCUUUGGAGGGAUAUCAGAUUGAGGAUCAGAUAAAGGUGUUUAAUGCAAGCAGUGGUCUCACAGUGAAGCAAGAUUUGUAUCCAUUUAUCAUUGCUCGGUACAUUCAAAUCAAACCAAAGAUGUGCACUGGAUCUUGUUCAUUGAGAGUGGAGUUUUACGGUCGUUAUGAAGACCCUCCAAGUUCCGUUCAUUUGGGAAUGCAAAGCGGUGCAAUUUUGGACAGUCAACUGACGGCUUCUAGUUUUGAAGCUUGGGAUCGCACCGCGGCAAAGGCUCGAUUGAAUGCGGCAAAAGCUUGGGUGAGACAUGGUACCGAUACUAAGCCUUGGGUGAAAGUAGAUUUUCUUGGUCGAAUAAAAUUAACCGGUAUUUUGACGCAAGGCAGAGGAGCAUACGACUGUUGGGUUGCAAGCUUUACAAUGUCAACGAGUAACGACGACGUGGACUAUCCAGUUUACAAGGAAUUUGGGCAAAUUAAGCUUUUUCAGGCAAACUAUGACGAGAAGUCUGUCGUUGAACAGCGUUUAACUCGUACAGUUGUAGCCCGUUUUGUUCGUCUGAAUACUAAGGCCUUGCACAAGACAUCUUCGAUGCGGAUUGAAUUCCAGGGCGAGUAUAUAGUAUCGAAUUGGUUUGAUCCUGUGCCCAUGGGAAUGCAAAGUAGAAUGAUCGUUGACUCGCAAAUCACAGCGUCUUCAUCAAAAUUUUUCCAAUCCGGAGCAUGGAAUGGCAGACUGAAUUUGACUACGGUAGACAACGUAAGAUAUGGAGGAUGGAUUGCGGCGGACUAUGACAGUGACCCUUGGCUUGAAGUUGACUUCAUCGCAAACAUCACUCUCACUUCAAUUUCGACCCAGGGUUUGGACGGUGGACAAUCGUGGGUUCAGAGUUACACAGUCGCUUCUGGAUUCCGUCGGGACUCUUUGGAGGAAUAUAAACAUAAAGAUGACAUAAAGAUGUUUAAUGCAAGCAGUGGUCUCACAGUGAAGCAAGAUCUGUAUCCAUUUAUCAUUGCUCGGUACAUUCAAAUUAAACCAAAGAUAUGCACUGGAUCUUGUUCAUUGAGAGUGGAGUUUUACGGUCGUUAUGAAGACCCUCCAAGCUCCGUACAUUUGGGAAUGCAAAGCGGUGCAAUUUUGGACAGUCAACUGACGUCUUCUAGUUUUGAAGAUUGGGAUCGCACCGCAGCAAAGGCUCGAUUGAAUGCGGCAAAAGCUUGGGUGAGACAUGGUACCGAUACUAAGCCUUGGGUGAAAGUAGAUUUUCUUGGUCGAAUAAAAUUAACCGGUAUUUUGACGCAAGGCAGGGGAGUAUACGGCUGUUGGGUUGCAAGCUUUACAAUGUCGACGAGUAACGACGAUGUGGACUAUCCCGCUUACACGGAAUUUGGGCAAAUUAAGUUGUUUCAGGCAAACUAUGAUGACAGGUCUGUCAUUGAACAACGUUUAACUCGUACAGUUGUAGCCCGUUUUGUUCGUCUGAAUACUAAGAGCUGGGAAAAGACAUCUUCGAUGCGGAUUGAAUUCCAGGGCGAGUAUAUAGAAAGGGAUUGGUUUGAUUCCGUGCCCUUGGGAAUGCAAAGUAGGAUGAUUGUUGACUCGCAAAUCACAGCGUCUUCAUCAAAAUUUUUCCAAUCCGGAGCAUGGAAUGGCAGACUGAAUUUGACUACGGUAGACAACGUAAGAUAUGGAGGAUGGAUUGCGGCGGACUAUGACAGUGACCCUUGGCUUGAAGUUGACUUCAUCGCAAACAUCACUCUCACUUCAAUCUCAACCCAAGGUCUGGAUGGUGGACAAUUGUGGGUUCGUAGUUACACAGUCACUUCUGGAUUCCGUCGGGACUCUUUGGAGGAAUAUAAACAUAAAGAUGAGAUAAAGAUGUUUAAUGCAAGCAGUGGUCUCACAGUGAAGCAAGAUUUGUAUCCAUUUAUCAUUGCUCGGUACAUUCAAAUUAAGCCAAAGAUGUGCGCUGGAUCAUGUUCAUUGAGAGUGGAGUUUUACGGUCGUUAUGAAGACCCUCCAAGUUCCAAACAUUUGGGAAUGGAAAGCGGUGAGAUUUUGGACAGUCAACUGACGUCUUCUAGUUUUGAAGAUUGGGAUCGCACCGCGGCAAAGGCUCGAUUGAAUGCCGCAAAAGCUUGGGUUAGACAUCGUACCGAUACUAAGCUUUGGGUGAAAGUAGAUUUUCUUGGUCGAAUAAAAUUAACCGGUAUUUUGACGCAAGGCAGAGGAAUAUACGGCCAUUGGGUUGCAAGCUAUACAAUGUCGACGAGUAACAACGAUGUGGACUAUCCAGUUUACAAGGAAUUUGGGCAAAUUAAGGUAGUUAUAAAUAUUAAAGCCGUGUUACACGAUGCAAUUUUUCGUGCAUCUUGUAAAGCAGUUUCAAGGAACUUCAUCUCAAACUUUUUCUCAGCUUUUUCAGGCAAACUAUGA
Molecule: messenger RNA, 3711 nt
Organism: Dendronephthya gigantea
Lineage: Eukaryota; Metazoa; Cnidaria; Anthozoa; Malacalcyonacea; Nephtheidae
Exons: 16
Coding region: 1-3711 (1236 amino acids)
Source: RefSeq, a predicted model, not a curated record